GUGUACAGGAGUCCAUGCGCCGUGUGGAUCCUUAUGGAGUAUCUAUUCGCACCCUUCAGCUCAACCCACGAAGACGCAGGAAGUACUUUGUACCAGCGCCAAACAGUCUGUGGCACAUCGACGGCAAUCACAAAUUGAUAAGAUGGCGUAUUGUUGUCCAUGGUGGGAUAGAUGGCUUUAGCCGUCUCAUUGUAUACCUGAGUGCAGCCACCAACAACUGUGCAGCAAUAGUCAUGCAAAGCUUUCUUGAAGCUGUUCAAGUAUAUGGCAUGCCAUCUCGUGUGAGAUCAGAUAAAGGUGGGGAAAAUGUUGAUGUUGCACGCUAUAUGGUGGCUAACAGAGGACUCAACAGAAAUUCACAUAUUGCUGGCAGGAGUGUUCAUAAUCAGAGAAUAGAGAGACUCUGGAGAGAUGUUUAUGCUGGAGUGCUUGAUCUAUUCUACUCAAUCUUUACCAAUCUUGAGAGAGAAGGCCUUCUGGAUCCUGACAAUGAAGUUCAUCUUUAUGCUUUACACCAGAGUUUUCUGCCUCACAUACAGAAGCACCUUGUCUUUUUUCAACGUGGCUGGAACUGCCACCGACUGCGAACGGAGGGAAAUCAGUCCCCGUUUCAACUGUGGAGUCGUCAUCAGAAUGAGGCACAGCAGGACCCUAUGCAGGUUGAUAUGGAGUAUGGAGUUGACUGGACAGGCCCUUGUGGUCAUCGACAGCCUGGUGUUGUGGUCCCUGAAGUUCAACUGCAGCGGAUGUUGACUAUGGAAGAAAUAGAAAGUCUGCCAGAACCUGAUGUACCUUUGUCCAAUGUGUUGGAUGUCUACAUACAAACUGUAAACUUAUUAACAGAGAUGCUUCAGUAAAUUUAUUUUCAAACAACUGUACAAUAUAUGCUCACACUAGAAGCAAGUUGUUCUAAUGCUCUACCUUAUAAAAGCUGGGAUAACAAACUUUUGUUUCAUAAAUGUUUUAAAAGAGUUAUAUUUACAAACAUUUUGUUACUCAUUUGGCAAUAAAAAAAACACAACUGACAA
Paramisgurnus dabryanus is the source of this 1028-nucleotide messenger RNA. RefSeq lists its product as uncharacterized. Gene Ontology annotation, biological process: DNA integration. The record is from RefSeq and is a predicted model, not a curated record. NCBI's taxonomy places the organism in Eukaryota, Metazoa, Chordata, Actinopteri, Cypriniformes, Cobitidae. Gene Ontology annotation, molecular function: nucleic acid binding.